Molecule: messenger RNA, 2210 nt
Organism: Pogoniulus pusillus (Red-fronted tinkerbird)
Lineage: Eukaryota; Metazoa; Chordata; Aves; Piciformes; Lybiidae
Product: vitamin K-dependent protein C-like
Exons: 11
Coding region: 779-2122 (447 amino acids)
Biological process (GO): negative regulation of blood coagulation; proteolysis; blood coagulation
Cellular component (GO): extracellular region
Molecular function (GO): calcium ion binding; serine-type endopeptidase activity
Source: RefSeq, a predicted model, not a curated record
GCAGUGAACAAAAGAGAGGUUUAAAGCCUAUUGGUUUUACUGCUGCUCAUCCUGCUUAAAGCUGCACUGUCUGCAGACUCACAGCUAAGCUGGAAGACUCUCAGAAACUCAGCAGCAUAUUUGUUAGUUGUCUUCCAUGUGCUGUAAACCUCUCACAGUGUGGUGUGGCCACAUCUUCCUGGUCAUGGUGGUGCACUGCUGUGAUGAGAGUGGAGCAGUUGCCCUUGGGCUCCUGUGCAUUUCAUUUAUUGCAGGCAAUAUGUGUGGUAACUGAAAUAAGUGCAAGUGCAUUUACAAAAAUGAGGGAGAAAUUAAGCUUCUCAUGAAAAGUAGAAGCUGACUUACUAUGAAAUGACAGCUGUAAAGCUGAAGCUGAAAGCUGAGUGAGCAGUUCAUGAUGAGCUUUCUCUGCUAUCUGCAGAUCGAUGUGAUUGUACGAUGCUGGCAAGAAACUCUGAGCAGAUGAAUUUGAACUGAGAGGACAGUUGCAGAGUUCCAUAGUACUCUUGAAAAUGUAAAGCAUCAGGAGAGCUGAGGAGAAGUCAAGGAAGUUUGCUCCCAAGGAAUGAGCAGCAGUGGAAAUGGAACAAGUUUAGAAGAAGACCUGUAUGCCUUACCUGUAAAACAGCCUCAGAGUUGUAAGGUGAAUUGUUGAGCUCCCCCCGGGUACUGUUUGUUUAAUGACUAAAAAGAAAGCCUUCGUGUCACUCCCAAGAGUCAAUAUCUGAAGUUAUGGAUUAACUAAAUUCCAGCAGAGCUCAUGGUGGAAGAAUAGAUCAUGCCGGUGCACACUGAGCAAAGCAGUGACUCCUGCCGCAGGAUGUGGAAGCUUGUCACUGUAGGGGUGCUGUUGGCAGCCUGCUCUUCACAAGUCUGUAGUGCCUCAAUAUUUUACAGUAAUAAAGAUGCAAACCAAGUCCUGAAAAUCCAGAAGCGGGCAAACUCUUUUCUGGAGGAGCUCAAACCAGGCUCCAGGGAGCGUGAGUGCCAUGAGGAGGUGUGUGACUUUGAGGAGGCCAGUGAGAUAUUUGAAACCAGGGAAGCAACACUAGAUUUUUGGAGCAAGUAUGUAGAUGGAGAUCAGUGUGACCCAGAGCCUUGUUCCAAUGGGAUCUGCAAGGACAAUAUUGGAACGUUUUCCUGCAUCUGUAACAAAGGCUGGGAGGGGGUUUUGUGCAAUUAUGAGACCAAAUACACCAACUGUUCUGUCAGUAAUGGAGGAUGUGACCAUUUCUGUAAGGACGACCCUGCCAACCAGCGCCGCUCCUGCAGCUGUGCAUCUGGCUAUCAGCUGAUGAAUGACCACACCACCUGCAAGCCUGUAGUGGAAUUCCCCUGUGGAAGAUUGAAAAUGGAAGACCUGGAAGCCGAAGCAGGAUUCAACAUUCGGCUCAUUGAGGGAAAAGCGGGAAGAAGGGGUAACAGCCCUUGGCAGGUCAUGCUGCAAAAUAGCAAAGGGAAAUUUCUGUGUGGGGGUGUUCUCAUCCAUCCUUCUUGGGUCCUAACAGCAGCACACUGCACUGAGGCAAGAGAGAAGCUCAAAGUAAAGCUUGGGAAGUUCCACCGCCUCCGCGCCGAGGCGGACGAGCAAACCAUUUGGGUUGAUAAAUGCGUGAGCCAUGAGAACUACACCAAGGAGACCUCCGACAACGACAUCGCCAUGCUGCACCUGGCCGAGCCCGUCAUGUACAACAAGUACGCGCUCCCCGUCUGCCUCCCCACCCGCCACCUGGCCGAGCAGCAGCUGACCAGAAGCGGCAGGCAGAUGGUGGUAACUGGCUGGGGCAGCACAGCCGACGACAACCACAGCUACUCUACCUUGCUCAGCUACAUUGCAAUCCCCAUCGUUCCCCGCAACGAGUGCGCCCAGGCGAUGCGCUAUACCGUCUCUGACAACAUGCUGUGUGCUGGCAGCUUAGGGGACAGGCAGGACUCCUGUACCGGGGACAGCGGCGGCCCCAUGGUCACUAAAUAUCAGGAGACCUGGUUUCUGGUAGGACUGGUGAGCUGGGGUGAAGGCUGCGGAAGAAAGGAUAAGUUUGGAGUCUACACCAAAGUUAGUCAGUACCUUGAGUGGAUCCAGCACCACAUAGAUCAGAUGUCACCUUCCUUGAAGGGCUGAUCCUGAUACUGAGAGCCUGGAAUAUCGUGGCUGUGUGCAGUGUGGUGUACUGUCAGAGCUUCAGUAUUAAAUGUAUGUGUUAACCUUC